Spodoptera littoralis (African cotton leafworm) is the source of this 1260-nucleotide messenger RNA. NCBI's taxonomy places the organism in Eukaryota, Metazoa, Arthropoda, Insecta, Lepidoptera, Noctuidae. The record is from the annotation of a GenBank genome assembly.
AUGCGUCCCCCGCACGUGGCGUGCGCGGUGUCGCUCCAACCUGGCGGGGUGUGCGUGUGGGGCGCCGGCGGCCCGCUCGUGGCGCGCGACGUCUGGGGCCGCUGGAUGCUGUUAGGGUUGGGUGUGAGAGGCCCAGGGUGCGGCGCGCCGUCUCGCUACUUGGACAUGAUGAGCUACUACCCUUGGGUCGAGAAGAGUCUGGACGAGUUCAAUAAGAUCACCAUCUCUAAGAUAUCCAAGCAGAAAUAUGUAUUGCGUUCUAGCCACAACUACCAAAGAUUCGGUAAUUGCGACGCCGAAGAGAAAACCCACUUGGCGUUCCGAGAAACUAUUGUACUGAGGACGGACAACAGUCAAUAUCAGUAUUUGACCUACAAUAUAACGCUGUUGGAUAAUAUUGAGUACACCUGCAUGACGAUGGAACUGGUCAAUGCGUCUGCCGUCUCCGAAAUGAGGAUCAAACAUUUCUGCAACCGGGUGAACUUUGGAGCACCAUGCUAUUUUUAUAGAGGUUCCUCAAUGGAGCUCUCGGUGUAUAUAAUGUUUUCCGACAAAUGCCUAUUCGAGUUGUUCGUAUGGGGCUUCAAUAAGAACAUGACGCUACUGGACAUCCAGGAAUGGAAAUGGGAAGAAGGCACAUACUACGACGACUUCACGAUGCAGCGGGUCGAGUACAGAGGUCCCUCAUAUAUGACGGACUAUGGUUACGAGCCCCUGGAUAGUAGUAUAUGGGUGCCGGAAUACGAUAUUUGGACGACCACUUUAUUAGAUAACAGUACUACGCCUACACCGCCCCCCGUUAAAGUGUCACGACCAACACCAACGCGACCCACUACAACGGUGAUGAAAACGAAACCAACACCGAAACGAAAAACUAAACCGCGUCCUACAACAAGACGAAGAACCCAGAGACCGCGGAGACCGACAACCCGUAGAACAACCAUAGAACCUUCCAAAUCUUACCCUAGUAAUGAAACGACUACAAUAGCCAGUACAGCAACAGGAAAUACUUCUACAUCUUACCCUAGUAAUGAAACGACUACAAUAGCCAGUACAGCAACAGGAAAUACUUCUACAUCUUACCCUAGUAAUGAAACCACAACAGUAGCCAGUACAACAACAGAAGAGACUAUUGAUUCUGCCAUGAGUAAUGAAACGACAACAGUAGCCAGUACAACAACAGAAGAGACUAUUGAUUCUGCCAUGAGUAAUGAAACGACAACAGUAGCCAUUACAUCAACAACGGUCGGUCAACCAUGA